AUGUCAGGGAACGCGAGCCAUGACCAAAUAGUUCCCGACGGCGAAGCUCAUCCCAAGCAAGAGCAACAACAACAGCAGCAACAAGAUUCAACCCAUAGCAACCCUGACAGCCAAAAUGAACAAAACGACGACCCAAACGACGCCAUCAUGACCGAUGUCCAACGGCAGUCGUUAAGUGUACAGAUCGGUGACAGUCUCAAUGCCAUCCAAUAUCCAGAGUUUUUGCGUACAAUUGGCGAUUCGAACCAGAUCCAUACACCAUGGGCAGAUAUCCAACAAGCAAUAAAGGCAGCAAUACUUGAGCAAUGCGAGAUUAUGGAGCCACAAGCGAGUGAACGCGAUCGUAGCAUUAUCGAAGGAAUCAAGACGAAUAUUUUGCAUGGAUUGGAACGCCAUGAAAGGCCACCAUUUACAAUUCAACGUCUUUGUGAGCUUAUCAUCGAUCCCAAACGCCAUUAUCGAAUGUAUAUCAAAUACAUGAAUGCAAUUGAAAAGGUCCUUACCGUAACAUCGGCAUGGAACGAUUUUAUCGAGCAUACAGACGCCAAUGGAUCAUCAAGUUCAGCAUCACACUUGGCAGAAGUUGGUGGAUUACUGGGUGUAGGCGACAUUGGUGUGGAGCAGGAACCGAUCACCACUGAAGCAAAUGGACAUCAGGAAGAAAACAAGGACGACAACAACGACAACGGCAAUAAUAUCGACGGCAUGGAUGUAGACUCGUAA
This is a messenger RNA of Lichtheimia ornata, 723 nucleotides long. RefSeq lists its product as uncharacterized. Gene Ontology annotation, cellular component: protein phosphatase 4 complex; cytoplasm; nucleus. Gene Ontology annotation, molecular function: protein phosphatase regulator activity. The record is from RefSeq and is a predicted model, not a curated record. Lineage: Eukaryota; Fungi; Mucoromycota; Mucoromycetes; Mucorales; Lichtheimiaceae. Gene Ontology annotation, biological process: protein dephosphorylation. The transcript has 4 exons. Bases 1 to 723 code for a protein of 240 amino acids.